AGGGCUGAAGCUGCUCUCGGAGCACUUGGACCCCAAGCUUUUGUGCCGCCUGACGCAGCUGCAAGAGCUGGACCUCUCUAACAACCAACUGGAGACCCUGCCCGACAACCUGGGCCUGUCCCACCUCCGCGUCCUCCGCUGUGCCAACAACCACCUGGGGGACAUCACUGCGCUGAGCCAGUUCCCGCAGCUCGAGGAGCUGAGCCUGGAGGGCAACCCCUUCCUGACAGUCAACGACAACCUGAAAGCCUCCUUUCUCCUGCCCAAGCUCCGUAAGGUCAAUGGCAAGGAUGCGUCCUCGACGUGCUCUCAGGUGGAGAAUCUGAACCGAGAGCUGACCAACAGGGUCACAGCUCACUGGGAGAAGUUCAUGGCCGCUCUAGGCCCCGAAGAGAAGGCUGAGAAGGCCCAGGCGGACUUCGUGAGGUCUGCCGUCAGGGAUGUCCGCUACGGGCCUGAGUCCCUCAGCGAGUUUACCCAGUGGCGGGUACGGAUGAUCUCUGAGGAGCUGGUAUCCUCCGGUGGGACCCAAGUGCCAGAGGCAGGCAACCUAGAGAGGCCCCCAGAAGCUUCAGCUGCCUGCAAGCCCAGGGCCAGGCUCGCGGCCUUGAAACGGCCGGCUUGUGUCCCACUCAACCUCUCUCCCAACAAGCGGGUGUGCGCCUCUCCAUCGGCCCAGACGGAGGGCAGCUCCAAGGGUUCCGAUGGCAGCCAGCCCGCCCUGAAGCUGGAGCCCCUGUACUUCCUGCAGUGCCACAGCAAGAACAACAGCCCUCACGACCUCGAGACCCAGCUGUGGGCCUGCGCCUUUGAGCCGGCCUCGGAGGAGGGGGCCACAUCCCAGACCGUGGCCACAUGUGGCGGAGAGGCUGUCUGCGUGAUCGACUGCCAGACGGGCAUCGUGCUGCACAAGUACAAGGCCCCCGGCGAGGAGUUCUUCUCAGUGGCCUGGACAGCCCUGAUGGUGGUCACACAGGCAGGCCACAAGAAGCGCUGGAGUGUGCUGGCGGCCGCAGGCCUGCGGGGCCAGGUCCGGCUGCUGCACGUGCGUGCUGGCUUCUGCUGCGGGGUCAUCCGGGCGCACAAGAAGGCCAUCGCUACCCUGUGCUUCAGCCCCGCCCGUGAGACCCACCUUUUCACGGCCUCCUAUGACAAGCGGAUCGCCCUCUGGGACAUCGGGAUGCCCAACCAGGACUAUGAGUUCCAGGCCAGCCAGCUGCUCGUGCUCGACUGCACCUCCAUCCCCCUGCGCCUCUGCCCCGUUGCCUCCUGCCCAGAUGCCUCCCUGCUGGCUGGCUGUGAGGGGGGCUGCUGCUGCUGGGACGUGCGGCUGGACCAGCCCCAGAAGAGGAGGGUGUGUGAGGUGGAGUUUGUCUUCUCGGAGGGCUCCGAGGCAUCUGGACGGAGAGUGGAUGGGUUGGCGUUCGUGAACAAGGACGUAGUGGCCUCCAAGGGGAGCGGCCGGGGCACCAUCUGCCUGUGGAGCUGGAGCCGGACGUGGGGGGGCCGGGGCGGCCAGGCCACCGUGGCGGUGGCCGUCCUGGCUCGGCUGCAGUGGUCCCCCACCGAGCUGGCCUACUUCUCGCUGAGCGCCUGCCCCGGGGAGGGCGUCGUGCUCUGCGGGGACGAGGAGGGCAGCGUUCCCCCUCUCUCUCCCCACCAGAUCCUUAGGUGGCCGCAGCCCCGGGCCCUGGACCAGACGGUGACCAAGACCAUGGUGAACACGGUGGUGGCCAACCCCGCCUUCACCUACCUCACCGCUCUGACAGACUCCAACAUCGUAGCCAUUUGGAGGAGGCAGUUGCCUUGAGCAGGAACUCCUGCCUCUACGCAAAGCACCGGGGACACAGCCUAACUUAUUCAGCCUUUGGGCUGACGACAGGGGAUAUUUUUAUUAAACUCUACUGUGGAUGCAAA
Molecule: messenger RNA, 1917 nt
Organism: Carlito syrichta (Philippine tarsier)
Lineage: Eukaryota; Metazoa; Chordata; Mammalia; Primates; Tarsiidae
Gene: LRWD1
Product: leucine rich repeats and WD repeat domain containing 1
Exons: 14
Coding region: 371-1810 (479 amino acids)
Biological process (GO): establishment of protein localization to chromatin; chromatin organization
Cellular component (GO): nuclear origin of replication recognition complex
Molecular function (GO): chromatin binding; protein binding
Source: RefSeq, a predicted model, not a curated record